AUUAGAAACCUAUCCCUACUAGAUCAAGCCUCGAUUUCGAUUGGCGGUCGCUGCAAAUAGUUAGAUUGUAAACAAAAGCGCUACGCCCCACACAAAUAUGGCCCUUGAAGCCCUCGACGAUUACUAUAACAUUGAUGACAUAUUGGCAACAAAUGAAAAAAUACCAUGCAAGAUAGAAAUGCCAAUAUAUCGACUAGGUUUCCUGGACUCAAGUUCUAUCAAUGAAGAUCUUAUGCCUGGCACCAAGAUAGAGUUCCCACACUGGAUGGCUCGUUCCUUGUGUAGUCGCAAAAGACACAUGGUCAGUGUUGAGACACCAAAACAGUAUAGAGAGUCAUAUCGGGAGAUAUUAACGGCUGAUGCAUCAGUAGUAGAUCUGCACAAAUUGGGGCCCUACUACUUCAGCUUUGGAACCCAUCUUCUCAAGUUCGACCUGCCAGAGUCACAGGAUGUGGCAAAAAUGCUUGUCAAGUCCUUCCAACAUAGAUUCCGGAAAGUGAUGGACUCUUCCCAGAACAGUUAUAAUGAGGACACAUCAAAACUCACAGAGAAACUGGACGAGUCGGAGAGACUUUUGUUUCGUGCCGGUCAGUUGGGACUCAAUGACUUUAUGAGGUGGGAGACUCGGCAGACAGAAAAACUGGUCACAUCAGAAAUGGUUAAAAAACACAGGAAAAGAAAACGCGCUAUCAUGGAGGAACCUGUUUGAUCUUUGUUGUACAUGUAAUCAACUUUUGUAAUAUGAUUUAUAGGCCGUGUGCUUUUAGAAGAAAAUAAGGUAUCAGGGCUUCCAUUAAAGGAAGUUUGGAAGUAUUUCACUUCCUAAAACGGUGCCAAAAACUUAACAAAUUGGGUCCUUGGAAGUACAAAAACUUCCUCUAUUUUGGAGAAAACUUCCCAAAGUAUAGGCAUGGAAGUUAAGAAUAUCAAAACUUGGUGUCCUUGUUACUUUAUGGCCACAUUUUCAAUAAGUCUUGAAGUGAAAUGAAUUCUUUAAAUACAAUUUAAUGAAGUAUGCAAGUUAUAGUUAUAAAUUAUUUAUCACUUAAAGUAUCUCAUUAGACAAUAGCGGAACAUUCUUACAAGAGUUCUGGAGAGUUCCAGUGGUAUAAACUUCAAUAUUUCAGAGGAAAGCUUCCAAUAUUGGUGUCAAGGAAGUUCACUUCCAGUUUCAAAUUCAAUGGAAGCCCUGAGGUAUUGCCAUAACAUUGGUGUCAACAAAGUGCAAAAACUUGAAACUUGGUUAUAACUCAAAAACUGUUCCAAGAUCUUCAAAUGAAACUUGGUACACCUGUUACAAAGAGACAAUUUCCAUAUGUGUAAAGCAAGGCUUAUCACUCUGGCUUAAAGAUGCACUCUUACUCCAAAAUGAGAUUUAACAAUUGCUUUAAUAUAUCAAAAAGGAUGAAAACAUGUCGAAAACAAUGAUUCUUAUGAAGGGUACCAAGUUUAAUUUAUAAGAAAUGUGCAGAAAACAUGGUUUUGCUACCUAAUGAGACCAUAGUAAAUCUUUGGGCAUUCACCAAUUAUUUAAUAUUUUUGCGUUUUCAGCUUUUAAAUACAGUUAUAAUACUGUUAUUAGUAAUUAAUAUUUUCCAUAAAUGCAUUAUUUAGUAAGUAGUUGAGGGUGUAUCACUCCAAAUUUAUGUAUGUUUAACAUGUGUAUGUAUUGAUUUUGAAUAACAGUGUCACUUUAAAUAAUUGUUGAGUUAUAUGGCUUAAAUAAUUGUUGAGUUAUGUCCCUUUUUCAACUGAAAAACAACAGACUGGUGUAAGUGUAAGCUCCCCAGGACUCUUGUUCUUGUACACUGGGACAGUAUAUGACAUAUUAUUUAUCUGUAAAACAUAUAUAUACUGAAUAAAGGCUAUUUUAUUGAUAAGUUUAUAAACUAGAAAAUGUGUUUUUUAAUGCCC
Mya arenaria is the source of this 1914-nucleotide messenger RNA. Its product is annotated as DNA replication complex GINS protein PSF3-like. The coding region runs from base 98 to 709 and encodes 203 amino acids. Gene Ontology annotation, cellular component: GINS complex. The transcript has 4 exons. The record is from RefSeq and is a predicted model, not a curated record. NCBI's taxonomy places the organism in Eukaryota, Metazoa, Mollusca, Bivalvia, Myida, Myidae. Gene Ontology annotation, biological process: mitotic DNA replication initiation.